Messenger RNA from Paramecium sonneborni, 268 nucleotides. The record is from the annotation of a GenBank genome assembly. Lineage: Eukaryota; Ciliophora; Oligohymenophorea; Peniculida; Parameciidae.
AUGAAAAUAUUAAUAAUAAUAUUGCUUUUGUUAUAUUCAGUCUAAUCCAUUUGGGGACCUACAUGCAGAAGUGUAAAAGUAUUUAUUACAUUUAGUUAUGUUACAAUUCUUAAGGUUCGAUUUGUGGAAUUUUGUCUUAGAGUUGUUGUAAAGAAGGUUAUUGUGCAAAUGGUUGGUUUGGUGAAGAGUGUGAAAUGUAUAUAUGAGUAUUAUCUAUUCAAGUCGAUUAUUUAUUCCUGGAUGUACUACUAAUUGGAGUUUGUUUUGA